Messenger RNA from Daucus carota subsp. sativus, 2727 nucleotides. Its product is annotated as protein POLLEN DEFECTIVE IN GUIDANCE 1. Bases 601 to 2382 code for a protein of 593 amino acids. Gene Ontology annotation, cellular component: endoplasmic reticulum membrane. NCBI's taxonomy places the organism in Eukaryota, Viridiplantae, Streptophyta, Magnoliopsida, Apiales, Apiaceae. The record is from RefSeq and is a predicted model, not a curated record. The transcript is spliced from 11 exons.
UUCCAAACCCAUACCUAGUGUUUGGUUGGUGAAAAUAUAAUCUCAAACCCAUACCUUAAACCCCCAAGGUAUGAGUUUUUGAUACCUAGGUGGGGAGGUGGGUAUGAGAUGGAGGUAUGGGUAUCCAUUCAUUUUUGAUUUUUUUUGUCUCUAUUUAAGUAAUCAAAUAUUAAUGUUUUAUACAAAAUUAAAUCAAUGAUGCAAAAAUACAUAACAAUAAUAAUUUUAUUAAUUUUUUCAAUUAAUAUAAAUUAAUAACUUAUUUUUUACAAAAAUUGCAUAUAUUGAUUCCAGCACUCAACCAAACACAUGAUAUCAGAUAUGAUACCUCAAACCCAUACCAGCUUAACCCGAUUCCUCAUUCCAACCCGAUACCACUCUUCGAACCAAACGACCCCUAAUAGAGUUAGGAAAAUUGCAGAAACGUGGCAUCUAUUAAUUCGCGGGAAUGCAUCACCACACUUCCAAGUGUGCACUUUCUGUUUGAUUUAAGGUUUCACAUAAAUGUACAAAACAACUCUUCUUCUCCGACAGCUAAAUCAAAUCACAAGGAUCAUCAACCAAAACCCUACCUCGUCUUUACAAAACCUAUGCACGUAAAUGAUGGUUAGGUCAGGUGGUCGUAAGUUAUCAUUCGACAUUCUCAACACCGCCACCUUUGAAGACAAUGACAGCACCAAGCGCCCCAUGCACCGAUCCAAAUCCGAUCCACCUGCUCUCGAGGCCAAUGCAGCAACAUCGGAUUCAAAGCGUAAUCGUCGUAAAAAGAGAAACAAAAGCUCGAGGAAGAAUGCGGGGAGCGAGUGUUUGGAAGAUAUAAUUGAGGAUCAGUGUGAGACUAGUCAUGUUUGUAAUGGUAGUGUGAGUAAGAAUGUGGUUUAUGAGGAAAUGAGUGCUGUUCCAGAGGAGAAGAGUGUUGUUAGCGUCGAGUUUUGUCAGCUGCAUGGGGGGGAAUUAAGACAGAGGAGUGUUAAUGCGAGGGAGGAGAAUGUUAAUGCCAAUGAGGAUGAGAAUGGGAAUGGGAAUGAGAAUGAGAAAUUUAGUGGGGAUAGAAAGGAAGUGGAUGGUGUUGUUAAGGACAAGAGGUCUCGGAAGCUGGAGAGGGAGGAAUCGUUGGAUUGGAGACGAGUAGUUAUGGCGAAAGAUCCUAAUUAUUUUUUGUCUAUAGAGAAGUCUCCACUGAAAUACUUUGUAGAAGAAAUGAAUUGUGGAAAUUCCUUACGGACGACAUCAACUCUGGCCAAUGAGGAAGAUCGUGAAAGAGUAUAUGAUACCAUAUUCCGUUUGCCUUGGCGUUGUGAACUGCUCAUAAGUGUCGGCUACUUUGUAUGCUUUGAUUCAUUUCUAUCAAUAGUGACCAUAAUGCCUAUAAGACUUAUCAUGGUUGCUUGGAGGAAUCUGAAUGCAAGGCAUUUUAUAAGGCCUUCAGCAGCAGAACUAUGUGAUUUCGGUUGUUUUGUUGCGCUGGCCUGUGGAGUUUUUCUUUUAGAACAGACAGACAUCAGCCUAAUAUAUCACAUAAUCCGUGGUCAAGGGACAAUCAAACUUUAUGUGGUUUACAAUGUGUUGGAGAUAUUUGACAAAAUGUGCCAAAGUUUGGGUGGAGAUGUGUUGCAUACCCUUUUCAAUUCUGCAGAAGGACUAGCAAAUUGUGACCAAGAAAACACGAAUUACUGGUUGUGGAGAUUCAUUUCUGAUGGGGCUUUAGCCGUGAUUUCAUCAAUUAUUCAUUCAUUCAUAUUAUUAGCUGAGGCCAUUACUCUUUCAACCUGUGUGGUUGCUCACAAUAAUACAUUGCUGGCUUUGCUUGUAUCUAACAACUUUGCUGAGAUCAAAAGCAGCGUUUUCAAGCGUUUCAGCAAGGAUAAUGUACAAGUCAUGGUAUAUAGUGAUUCAGUUGAGAGAUUCCACAUUUCAUCGUUCAUAUUAUUUGUCUUUGCUCAAUAUACUGUGGAGGCUGAGUAUCCUUGGUUUGAAAAAUUUCUAUUUAAUGCUUCUAUGGUUUAUAUUUGUGAAAUAAUGAUCGACACAAUCAAGCACUCGUUUAUCGCGAAGUUUAAUGACAUAAAGCCCAUUGUAUUCUCCGAAUUUCUUGAAGACCUAUGCAGACAGAGACUUAAGUUAGAAGAAGAAAAUGAGAAGAAAAAGCUUACUUUCGUUCCCCUGGCACCUGCAUGCGUGAUCAUACGAGUAUUAAGUCCGGUGUAUGCUGCUCAUCUCCCUCAAGGCCCCUUCGUGUGGAAACUCUUUUGCAUCUUCUUCCUGUCAGCUAUAACCUUCCUGAUGCUUACAACCCUCAAAGUUAUGGUUGGCAUGGGGCUACAAAAGCAUGCAACUUGGUACUUGGAACGGUCCCAAAAGCGAAAACUGCACUGUGAUUAAUUCGCCGAACUUGUUUCUGCAUACAUAAGGAUAGUACAGAACUAGGAGUUUUUGGAUUUUUAUAAAGGAUUGCUUUUCCAAAAUAGCAGGAUCUCACUUGGAUUUUGUCACUUGACCAAGCCUGCAAUGUGGAGUGGCAUGCAUGAUUCAUAUAUCUAUGACAAUUGCCCUAGCUGAGUUCUUGCCGAUUCCUCGAGAAUAAGAGUAAUUAUAGAGUAUAUCUUUUGCUAUUGAUUAUCAUCGGCUUCUUAAUUAGAAUAUAGUCUAGAUUCUGACAUUUACACUAUAAAUUUUGUAAUUUCAGACAACAAAUAGUCUGGUAACAGUAUGUUUCUUUGUUGUACA